Messenger RNA from Perca fluviatilis (European perch), 1658 nucleotides. RefSeq names its product zinc finger protein 239-like. Gene Ontology annotation, biological process: regulation of transcription by RNA polymerase II. Bases 1 to 1095 code for a protein of 364 amino acids. The transcript has 3 exons. NCBI's taxonomy places the organism in Eukaryota, Metazoa, Chordata, Actinopteri, Perciformes, Percidae. Gene Ontology annotation, molecular function: RNA polymerase II cis-regulatory region sequence-specific DNA binding; DNA-binding transcription factor activity, RNA polymerase II-specific. The record is from RefSeq and is a predicted model, not a curated record.
AUGCCCUCAAAGUUGGAGGUUUGUGAGGAUAACACAUGGGAGCCACAAGACAACCUGGAACUUGACCUUAUCACCGAGUACAUGCAGAAACACAAGGAGAAGGAGAAGGAGGGCAAGUGGAAAGUUGUCGGUGAGGCCUCGGGAGACUCAGAGGAGCGACGGAGCAAGAGGAAGAAGGAGGAGCACUGUGACAAAUCCUUCACAAGAUCUGGAUAUUUAAAGAUUCAUCAGAGAGUUCACACUGGAGACAAUCUACACAGCUGUGAUCAAUGUGGUAAAACCUUUUCUGGGAAUGGUGACCUUAAAAAACACCAGCGUGUUCACACUGGAGAGAAGCCGUACUGGUGUGAACAAUGUGGGAAAGGUUUUACUCAGAAUGGUAACCUUAAAGUUCACCGAAGUGUUCACUCUGGAGAGAAGCCGUACUGGUGUGAUCUUUGUGGGAAAACUUUUUCUGAGAGUGGGGCCCUUAAAAUCCAUCAACGCGUUCACACUGGAGAGAAGCCUUACAGCUGUGAUCUUUGUGGGAAAACUUUUACUCAUAGCAAUAGCCUUAAAUCUCACCGACGUGUUCACACUGGAGAGAAGCCGUACUGGUGUGAUCAAUGUGGGGAAACUUUUUCUCAGAGUGGGGCCCUUAAAAGACAUCAACGCAUUCACACUGGAGAGAAGCCGUACUGUUGUGAACAGUGUGGGGAAACUUUUUCUCAGAGUAGUGCCCUUAAAACACAUCAACGCAUUCACACUGGAAAGAAGCCGUACAGCUGUGCUCUAUGUGGUAAAACUUUUUCUCAGAGCAGUAGCCUUAAAUCUCACCGACGUAGUCACACUGGAGAGAAGCCGUACAAUUGUGAUCUAUGUGGGAAAACGUUUUCUCUGAGUAAUUACCUUAAAAAACACCAGCGCGUUCACACUGGAGAGAAGCCGUACAGUUGUGAUCUAUGUGGGAAAACGUUUUCUCUGAGUCAUAGCCUUAAACAACACCAGCGCGUUCACACUGGAGAGAAGCCGUACUGGUGUGAACAAUGUGGGAAAACGUUUUCUCACAGUAGUAACCUUAAAAAACACCAGCUCAUUCACACUGCCGUGUUGUGAACAUGUUUCCGAGCCAAGCUGUUUCCUCCUGCCUCCUCCUCAUGCCCUGAUAGCUGUUUUGUUAUUUUCUGAUCUUCUCUCCACAUUGAAGGCUGACCAGCAGUAACGUUAUCUUCUGAACAGCUUGUAUGUUAUCCUGGCUAGGACUACACAUUACACUCCAUCCCUUUGAAGGGAUUUAUUCCACUCAAAUUUAGUUAAUUUUCCUUUAAUAAAGUAGUCUGAGUUCAGGGUUCAACUGCUAGCGAUUUGUAACUAAUGCUGCAACGAAGAAGUAUUUGUUGUUCUUAAUUCAUCACCUUGUAAAUACCAUUUACGAAAAUCCCCAUCGCUGUUUACUAAAGUGAUGUCGAAUUGCUGAUAUAUUCAGUUUGUCACCAGCGUUGACAGUUACUUUAAAAAAGUAACUUAGUUACUUUACAGAUUACUUGAUUUUAAAACUAACAAAGUUAGAUUACAAGUUACUUUAUUAGUUAUAUUCAGCAGCUGCUGUUUCACUCCACCUGUUGGGACUUGCUCUGUAAGUUUGACUGCAGUGCUGCAACUCCAAAUGUUUCUUCAAA